GGCGGAGUGAGUCCGUUCCUGGCGGCUGAGGCCGAUUGAAGCAGCUGCGGCUGCAGUGGAGGUAGAGGGAGGCUGGACAGUGAGUAGUUCUGUGCGCUUUUCGGAUCUCUGCACGCUUGUGGCUCCCGUCACCUCUGGUCUCCUGUCAGAUCUGAUUGCUGUUGAGUGUUUUGCUCCAGCAUGCUGAGGGCUAAGACUCAGCUGUUUUCACUUUCCCCCCAUUGCCUGAAGGGGAUAAAAGAGUCAACGAGCUCCAAGCUAAUAAGGACACGAUGUCUGCAUCAGCAACAACCACUUCAUCCAGAAUGGGCUGCCCUGGCUAAGAAGCAGCUGAAAGGCAAAAACCCAGAAGACCUAAUAUGGCACACCCCAGAAGGCAUCUCUAUAAAGCCCUUAUAUUCCAGGAGGGAUACUCAGGACUUACCUGAAGAGCUUCCUGGUGUGAAGCCAUUCACACGUGGGCCGUAUCCCACCAUGUAUACCUUUAGGCCUUGGACUAUUCGGCAGUAUGCUGGCUUUAGCACAGUGGAAGAGAGCAACAAAUUCUAUAAGGAUAAUAUUAAGGCUGGUCAGCAAGGAUUAUCAGUUGCCUUUGAUCUGGCAACACACCGUGGCUAUGAUUCAGACAAUCCCCGGGUUCGUGGUGACGUUGGCAUGGCGGGAGUUGCCAUUGACACUGUGGAAGACACCAAAAUCCUUUUUGAUGGAAUUCCUUUAGAAAAAAUGUCAGUUUCCAUGACCAUGAAUGGGGCAGUUAUCCCAGUUCUUGCGAACUUUAUAGUAACUGGAGAAGAACAAGGAGUACCUAAAGAGAAACUCACUGGUACAAUCCAAAAUGAUAUCUUAAAAGAAUUUAUGGUCAGAAAUACUUACAUUUUUCCUCCAGAGCCGUCCAUGAAGAUCAUUGCUGACAUCUUCCAGUACACAGCACAGAACAUGCCAAAAUUCAACUCAAUUUCAAUUAGUGGAUACCAUAUGCAGGAAGCAGGGGCUGAUGCCAUUUUGGAGCUGGCCUAUACUAUAGCAGAUGGAUUGGAGUACUGCAGAACUGGACUGCAGGCUGGCCUCACAAUUGAUGAAUUUGCACCAAGGUUGUCUUUCUUCUGGGGAAUUGGGAUGAAUUUCUACAUGGAAAUAGCAAAGAUGAGAGCUGGGAGAAGACUCUGGGCUCACUUAAUAGAGAAGAUGUUCCAGCCCAAGGACUCUAAAUCUCUUCUUCUAAGAGCACAUUGUCAGACAUCAGGAUGGUCACUUACUGAACAGGAUCCUUACAACAAUAUUGUCCGUACUGCAAUAGAAGCGAUGGCAGCUGUGUUUGGCGGGACUCAGUCCUUGCACACAAACUCUUUUGAUGAAGCUUUGGGUUUGCCAACUGUGAAAAGUGCUCGGAUUGCCAGGAACACUCAAAUCAUCAUUCAAGAAGAAUCUGGGAUUCCCAAAGUGGCUGAUCCUUGGGGAGGCUCAUACAUGAUGGAGUGCCUCACUAACGAUGUUUACAACGCUGCUUUGAAGCUCAUCAAUGAAAUUGAGGAAAUGGGUGGAAUGGCUAAAGCUGUUGCCGAGGGAAUACCUAAACUAAAGAUUGAAGAAUGUGCUGCCCGAAGACAAGCUAGAAUAGAUUCUGGUUCUGAAGUAAUUGUUGGAGUCAAUAAGUACCAGUUGGAAAAAGAAGAAUCUGUAGAAGUCCUGGCAAUUGACAACACUUCAGUGCGUAACAAGCAGAUUGAAAAAAUCAAAAAGAUCAAAGCCAGCAGGGAUCGAGCACUGGCUGAACGCUGUCUUACGGCACUAACUGAAUGCGCCGCCAGUGGAGAUGGGAAUAUCCUGGCUCUUGCAGUGGAUGCUGCUCGUGCAAGAUGUACAGUUGGAGAAAUCACAGAUGCCAUGAAAAAGGUGUUUGGUGAACAUAAAGCUAGUGAUCGUAUGGUGAGCGGAGCCUAUCGCCAGGAAUUUGGAGAAAGUAAAGAGAUAACAUUUGCUAUGAAGAGGGUUCAUAAAUUUAUGGAACGUGAAGGUCGCAGACCUCGUCUUCUUGUGGCAAAAAUGGGACAAGAUGGCCAUGACAGAGGAGCAAAAGUCAUCGCUACCGGAUUUGCUGACCUUGGUUUUGAUGUAGAUAUAGGUCCUCUUUUUCAGACUCCCCAUGAAGUGGCCCAGCAGGCUGUGGACGCAGAUGUACAUGCUGUGGGUGUGAGCACACUCGCUGCCGGUCACAAAACCCUGGUGCCCGAACUCAUCAAAGAGCUCAACUCCCUUGGACGGCCAGAUAUUCUUGUCAUGUGUGGAGGUGUGAUACCACCACAGGAUUAUGACUUCUUAUUUGAAGUUGGUGUUUCUAAUGUAUUUGGUCCUGGGACUCGAAUUCCAAAGGCUGCCGUUCAAGUGCUUGAUGACAUUGAGAAAUGUUUGGAAAAGAAGCAGCAAUCAGCAUAAAAUGCUGGUUUCAUUUUUUUUCUCCUAAAAUGUUCUUUCCAUAAUAAAAAGAAUAAGUUCUUAAUUCCAGUUCAGUUUCAACAACUGAUACGUACUUCACUUGAAAGCUUUACUCUGAAAUUCCUUACUUACAAGAAUAUUGUCAUGCUGUAAGCAUGUAGAGUUGCACUUCAAAA
Molecule: messenger RNA, 2609 nt
Organism: Ochotona princeps (American pika)
Lineage: Eukaryota; Metazoa; Chordata; Mammalia; Lagomorpha; Ochotonidae
Gene: MMUT
Product: methylmalonyl-CoA mutase
Exons: 13
Coding region: 181-2433 (750 amino acids)
Cellular component (GO): mitochondrion
Molecular function (GO): metal ion binding; cobalamin binding; methylmalonyl-CoA mutase activity
Source: RefSeq, a predicted model, not a curated record